AUGGGGCGACGGAAGCCCGAUUCCGGGUGCACACGGCCGGCAGCUUUCGGGGCCAUCUCGGCCCUGGUGCUGCUCGUUCUGCUGCAAUCCAGCCGCGAGGCAGACUUCCUGCAGCAUCUGGAGCCGAUCGCCGUCGCGGAAACAAGCCCGAAGAGUGGACCGACAGAGCCACAGUCUUCCCCGCCAUUGCCUUCGCCGCCACCACAAAGACUGACUGGCGAAGCAGCGCCGGCACCCAAACCUGGUAGUCAGUUGUUGCCACCUCCAAAGAUCGAGGCGGCAAAUGAGGCAUCCACUUCAGGACGAACCGACGAAGAACGCCGGGUCUUGGAAGUGGUGCGGAAGCGGGCUGGCUUAUACGCUGACAAGGGGGCGCACCCCGAAUUCGCCAAUGUGGUGCUGCUUACCGCAGCCAACUAUGCAUACUUCGCCAUCUACCAGAACUGGCGAUGCAACGCGGAGAGACAUGGAUUGGAUUGGGCAGUUGUUGCCAACGACGAGGAGGCCUUUCAACAACUUGGCGCGGACAGAGCCCUGCUCGCGAUCGGCGAGAAGGUAAGUGGCAUGAACGGGUGGGGAAGUGCAAAGUUAGACAGCGUGGGCCGGAACAAGAUGUUCAUGGUGCUCACGAUUAUGAGAAUUUCAGGUUUAGGAGUAGUGUUCACCGAUGCAGACAAUAUGUUUCGUGGUGAUCCCUUUGCAACGGGUGUGCAUUUGGGAGAUCUGAUCCGCUCUGAGAAAUACGACUACGUCUACCAGGAGGAGCUUGCCAAGGCACCCGACAAGGGCCACAUCGUACCUGGAGAUGGGGGCAACACCGGCUUCUUCUACUCGACGCCCCACCGAAAAGCCAGAGUGGUGUCUCUGUUUGAGGAUGUCGUAGCGGAGGUUGACCGCCAAAGGGAGGAAGCAUUCAAGCGAAGCGGUGAAAGACUUGGCGCAGACCAGCCAAUAUUCUGGCAGGUGAUCCAGAAGUUGCGCAGCUCUGGGGGCCAACCAGGUCCUGGCGGAUUCAAAUGUGUCAGGCUAUGCAAGCACAAUCCCACCUGUGUCGCCCAGCCCGAAGAGACUCUGGACUAUUGUUCCCUGGAUCCCUUCGUGCACCCAACAGGCUGGGACCAGCCACCCAAGACUUUGGUAACUUAUCACGCCAACUAUGCUGCCAAUGAGGCGAAAAUCGACAAAUUACAAAAGGCAGGUGUCUGGGACGCAUGGUCCCCAACCACAAAAACCUGCACUGCCAAAGAUCCGGCCAAUGAUUUGAUGCAAGUUAGUUCCGCGGACGAGAGCCGGGUCUUGGAAGUGGUGCGGAAGCGGGCGGGCUUAUACGCUGACAAGGGGGCGCACCCCGAAUUCGCCAAUGUGGUGCUGCUUACCGCAGCCAACUAUGCAUACUUCGCCAUCUACCAGAACUGGCGAUGCAACGCGGAGAGACAUGGAUUGGAUUGGGCAGUUGUUGCCAACGACGAGGAGGCCUUUCAACAACUUGGCGCGGACAGAGCCCUGCUCGCGAUCGGCGAGAAGGUAAGUGGCAUGAACGGGUGGGGAAGUGCAAAGUUAGACAGCGUGGGCCGGAACAAGAUGUUCAUGGUGCUCACGAUUAUGAGAAUUUCAGGUUUAGGAGUAGUGUUCACCGAUGCAGACAAUAUGUUUCGUGGUGAUCCCUUUGCAACGGGUGUGCAUUUGGGAGAUCUGAUCCGCUCUGAGAAAUACGACUACGUCUACCAGGAGGAGCUUGCCAAGGCACCCGACAAGGGCCACAUCGUACCUGGAGAUGGGGGCAACACCGGCUUCUUCUACUCCACUCCGCGGCACAACAAGAAAGUUGUAGCAUUCUUCGCUGCAGUCGUCGCAGAAGUCGAUCGGCAGCGCGAGGAAUCUUACCGGAAGCAUGGAGAACGUUUAGGAGCAGACCAGCCAAUCUUUUGGCAGGUCGUCCAGCUUCUGCGUUCGACAGGUGGCAAAGUUGGACCGGGGGGAUUCAAAUGUGUGAAGCUGUGCCAGCAGAACCCGACCUGCCAAGCUCCCUUGGAAGACACUCUGCAGUACUGCUCAAUGAAUGCCUUCAUGCACCCCACUGGCUGGGAGGAACCGCCGCCAGAGCGUGUUACCUACCACGCAAACUACGCUGCCAACAACGACAAGAUCGCAAAGCUGGAGAAAGCCGGGCUCUGGGGUGCUUGGUCGGAGAAAGCUGGGCGUUGCCACGCUGCCAAUCCUUCAACUCAGCUGGCAUCACCUUUGCAACCGCGAUCUGCUCCUGACGUGUCCCCAGCGAUAGACUGCCUGCGGCGCACUACACCCUCACUUCAAGAACUGCAAUAUCCCAGCGACGCAGAGUCUCACUUCCAGGAGAUACGACAGGCACUGGGACAAUGGUUUGACUUCGCGGCGAAGAAGUUCAUGGCAGACAUGAAGAAUCCCUACCACUGUGGUGAAGGCUACUGCGGGCCGUGGAUCGAAAAUCGUUGGAUUUCGCACUUUCUUGAAGGUUGGGACAAGCGGCAAACAGGCAUGCAAUUGUCCGACAUGUUCGGGCCGUACAUUCCUAUCUUCAUGACCUAUGUGGACUUGUGGGUUGCGAACGUCUUCGAGUACGAAGCGAUGAUAGCAAAGCUGAAGGAGGUGGUGAGGCCGAGUGUCGCCUACAUCACGGUGGUGCAGCAUGAUACUGGCAUGGUAUCCAGCAGAGACAAGAUUGUCAACCUCAUGAAGGAGAUUCCAAAUGUCCUCGUGUUGAGUGCGGGUGGCUAUGGCCACGUUCCGAUUCCACUCUUCAAGCAGCCAGAGGAGCUGCUCAGCAAGCGCUUCUUCAAGAGUAUGGCAAGCAGAGAGCUGCUGACAUCAUACAUGGGUUCGGACACGAACGCACCCAAGGACAUGCGGAAGAAAAUGAUCAAGUUGGUCAACAAAGAAGCAGAGCGCAUGGGUGUGAAGGUGAAGACCGGCUUCGGCAGCGCUGACGAGUGGCACCAGACCGCCGGCAACUCCAAGGUCAGCCUUUGCCCGCGAGGCUACGGUCGGACGGCCUUCCAUCUCUUCGAAAUCUUACAGCUUGGGCUCAUCCCGAUCCACGUUUAUCUCGACAUUCCGUGGAUACCCUACACAGACCUGUACACUAGCAUCGGCUUCUCCACAGACGUGAAGGGACUUCCCGAUGUCAUGAAGACCGUGCAGGGUAUGAGUGCUGAGAAGCUUGAGAGCAUGGAGGCGAAGAUUCGAUCAUUGAGGUCAAGCCACUUCACUGACGAAGGACUGCUGGCUCAAAUAUCGCUGUUCAUGACCACUGCAGCGGGUGAUCUGAGAUGCCAGAAGCUUCCAAGCACUCUCAACGGAUGA
Symbiodinium sp. CCMP2592 is the source of this 3339-nucleotide messenger RNA. The record is from the annotation of a GenBank genome assembly. NCBI's taxonomy places the organism in Eukaryota, Dinophyceae, Suessiales, Symbiodiniaceae.